This is a messenger RNA of Erythranthe guttata (spotted monkey flower), 1813 nucleotides long. Its product is annotated as polypyrimidine tract-binding protein homolog 2. Gene Ontology annotation, molecular function: RNA binding. The record is from RefSeq and is a predicted model, not a curated record. NCBI's taxonomy places the organism in Eukaryota, Viridiplantae, Streptophyta, Magnoliopsida, Lamiales, Phrymaceae.
CAUUGAUCAACACUAACAUACGCCAUAAGCGCAAGAUCUACAUCUAGUUGCUAACAUCCGCUGCGCGCCAGGUUAUAUAAUUUACGCCUCUACGGGCCAGGGCCAACCCCUCCAUCCAACGAUAACACCACUACGUAUUUUUUUCCAUCCGAUAGGCUGUUUCACAUAUUCAGGGCUGCCUGAACCCUAAUUUCUCGAUUCUUCCAUCAGCUCUGGUUGUAGCGCGGAAUGUCGUCCGUUUCCAGCCAGCCUCAGUUCCGCUACACUCAACCUCCAUCCAAGGUUCUCCAUUUGAGGAAUUUGCCAUGGGAAUGUACUGAAGAGGAACUGAUCGAACUGGGGAAGCCAUUUGGAAGAGUUGUUAACACAAAGUGUAAUGUUGGAUCCAAUCGAAACCAAGCUUUUAUAGAAUUCGCCGAACUGAAUCAAGCUAUUGCCAUGAUAUCGUAUUAUGCAUCUUCGUCUGAGCCAGCUCAGGUACGAGGGAAAACCGUCUACCUACAAUAUUCCAACAGACAAGAGAUAGUCAACAACAAGACUACUGCAGAUGUUGCUGGAAAUGUGCUUUUGGUAACAAUUGAGGGGAAUGAUGCUCGUCUUGUCAGUAUUGAUGUCCUUCACUUGGUAUUUUCUGCAUUUGGGUUCGUUCAUAAGAUUACUACCUUUGAGAAGACUGCUGGUUUCCAGGCUCUAGUGCAAUUUUCUGAUUCAGAGACCGCCUGUGCUGCCAAGGAUGCCCUCGAUGGAAGAAGCAUUCCAAGCUAUUUGAUUCCAGAGCUGGGACCAUGUUCACUUAGGAUCACAUAUUCUGCACAUACGGACCUCAGUGUAAAAUUUCAGAGUCAUCGUAGUAGGGACUACACCAAUCCUAUGCUACCCGUUGCUCCUUCAGCUAUAGAUGCAAGUGGCCAGGUUAGUCUUGGAGCUGAUGGAAAAAAACUGGAGCCGGAGAGCAAUGUUCUACUUGCUUCCAUCGAAAACAUGCAAUAUUCUGUCACCUUGGACGUUUUAAAUACGGUCUUCUCAUCAUUUGGGCCUGUCCAAAAAAUUGCCAUGUUCGAUAAAAACGGGGGUCUUCAAGCUUUGAUUCAGUACGCUGAUGUCCAGACAGCUGUUGUUGCAAAGGAAGCCUUGGAAGGACAUUGCAUAUAUGACGGUGGUUACUGCAAGCUUCAUAUCUCGUAUUCUCGACACACUGAUCUCAGCAUAAAGGUCAAUAACGACAGGAGCAGAGACUAUACCAUUCCCAUCGCUCCUGUCCCUGUUGUGAAUACUCAACCGUCGAUACUGGGACAGCAGCCAUAUCAAGGGGGAGGUCCAGGUGGUCAUGCAUACAGCGGACCACAGUAUCCUGUGGGGCCCGAUCCUCGUGCAAUGCCACCUCAUUCAGCUGGUUGGAAUCCAGCAAUACCUCAGUCUAUGCCAAUGCAGAUGCACAAUUACCCUUACGCCCCUCCUCCUGGAGGUAAUCCUGCAAUGGGGCCCGGCCCGUUACGUUCUCACCCCCAGAAUGGGCCCCCACACUCGUCUCCGAUGCACCCAUAUCAUCAUCAUCAUCCUCAUCCUCGUCAAUAGCACAAGUUUGGUGCUGGUUUAAAGAAUGAUGGUUUUGAGUUGCGAAAAAAGCAAGAUUCUCUAGUAGUGAAAGAUGAAAUGUGCUCCAUUUUUAAACAUGAAUAUGUUUAUGGGUUUCACACUUGGAUGGGGUGUUAUACAUUUUCAGCUUUUCUAUUGCUUGUUUCUCUACUUGAUGUGGCUUUAAUGUACAUCUUACUUGAACUAUAAAAUAAUAUAAUUGAUUUUUUUUUUUAAA